This is a messenger RNA of Loxodonta africana (African savanna elephant), 14996 nucleotides long. RefSeq names its product MAX dimerization protein MGA (gene MGA). The record is from RefSeq and is a predicted model, not a curated record. The transcript is spliced from 24 exons. The coding region runs from base 511 to 9861 and encodes 3116 amino acids. Gene Ontology annotation, molecular function: RNA polymerase II cis-regulatory region sequence-specific DNA binding; DNA-binding transcription factor activity, RNA polymerase II-specific; protein dimerization activity. NCBI's taxonomy places the organism in Eukaryota, Metazoa, Chordata, Mammalia, Proboscidea, Elephantidae. Gene Ontology annotation, biological process: cell fate specification; regulation of transcription by RNA polymerase II; positive regulation of DNA-templated transcription. Gene Ontology annotation, cellular component: MLL1 complex; nucleus.
UAUGACUUAAGAAUUUUUCAGAUUUAAUUAAAUAAAAAUUCAAUUGACAGUAAUCUUACUAAAAAAAUAAAGAAAAAUAUUUAAAUCGUUGAUUCGUCUGGAAUUUUUUUCAAUAUAUAGUCUGAAGUAGGGACCCAGUUGUGUUUUUUCCAGUAAGUUUUUGGUGUUUCGUUAUGGCGUUUUUAGGUAAAUGUGCAGCUUAGUUAUCUAGUGCUGCUAUGACAGAAAUACCACAGUGGAUGAUUUUAACAAACAGAAAUUUAUUUUCUCACAGUUUAGGAGGCUAGAAGUCUGAAUUCAGGGCACCAGCUCCAGGUGAAGGCUUUCUUUACUGUCAGCUCUGGGGGAAGGUCCUUGCCAUCAGUCUUCCCCUGGGUCUGGGAAUUUCUCAGCACAGGGACCCUGGGUCCGAAAGAUGUGCUCUGUUACCGGCUCUUCUUUCUUGAUGAAUGAGAAGGCCAUUGUGACUAUGUGGUGACUUGUCUUACUACUGAGUUUCUCACUGGAAUCAUGGAGGAGAAACAGCAGAUUAUAUUGGCUAAUCAGGAUGAUGGGACAAUGGCAGGAGCAGCACCUACCUUCUUUGUCAUUCUAAAGCAGCCAGGAAAUGGCAAAACUGAUCAGGGAAUUUUGGUUACUAAUCGGGAUGCCUGUGCUUUGGCUGGCAGUGUGUCAUCACCAGAAAAAUCUAAAGGGAAGAUUUGCCUUCCCGCUGAUUGUACUGUGGGAGGAAUCACUGUCACUCUGGACAACAAUAGUAUGUGGAAUGAGUUCUAUCAUCGAAGCACAGAGAUGAUUCUGACCAAGCAGGGAAGACGCAUGUUUCCUUAUUGUCGUUAUUGGAUAACAGGUUUAGAUUCAAAUUUGAAGUAUAUCCUUGUUAUGGAUAUAUCUCCUGUGGACAACCAUCGUUAUAAAUGGAAUGGUCGUUGGUGGGAACCCAGUGGAAAGGCUGAGCCCCAUGUUUUGGGCAGGGUUUUUAUUCAUCCAGAAUCUCCUUCCACAGGUCAUUAUUGGAUGCAUCAACCGGUAUCCUUCUAUAAACUAAAACUAACCAACAAUACACUGGACCAAGAAGGGCAUAUCAUCUUGCACUCUAUGCAUCGCUACCUACCUAGGCUUCAUUUGGUACCUGCAGAAAAGGGUACUGAAGUGAUACAAUUAAAUGGCCCUGGUGUCCACACUUUUACUUUCCCACAAACUGAAUUCUUUGCAGUAACAGCUUACCAGAACAUUCAGAUUACCCAGCUGAAAAUAGAUUACAACCCAUUUGCCAAAGGCUUCCGGGAUGAUGGAUUGAAUAGUAAGCCCCAGAGAGAUGGAAAACAAAAGAAUAACUCUGACCACGAAGAAAAUAGUGUCCCCAGUUCUCCAGGCCAUCGAGUUCACCUUACAGAAGGUGAGGGCUCAGACAUACAGCCAGGCGAUCUGGAUCCAGUAUUGCGAGGUAGAGAAACAUCAGGCAAGGAUUUGGAGAACCCUUCUCUUCAUAUCAAACAAGACUUUCUUGGUUUCAUGGAUACUGACUCAGCGCUGGAAGUUCCUCAGUUGAAGCAAGAGGCUUCUGAAAGUCUUGUUGGCAGCAAUUUUGAAGACAGCUCCCACGUAGCCUCACCACUGGACCUGAACGGACCCUUCAAUGUUGUCAUUAAAGAGGAACCUCUGGAUGAUUAUGACUAUGAACGGGGUGAGUGCCCAGAAGGGGUCACUGUGAAGCAGGAAGAGACAGAUGAGGAAACGGAUGUAUACUCAAACAGUGAUGAUGACCCCAUACUGGAGAGACAGCUGAAGAGGCACAAUAAAGUUGAUAACCUAGAAGCUGACCAUCCAUCUUCUCAGUGGCUACCAAGCAGCCCAUCAGGUGUUGCUAAAGCUAAGAUGUUCAAAUUAGACUCUGGAAAGAUGCCAGUAGUCUAUCUGGAGCCCUGUGCUGUCACCAAAAGCACAGUGAAGAUUUCUGAGCUGCCUGAUAACAUGCUUUCCACAUCUCAGAAGGAUAAGUCUUCCGUUUUGGCAGAAUUAGACUAUUUGCCUUCGUACAUUGAAAAUUCUAGUGGGACUGGCUUCUGCAUAGGCAAGGAAUCAGAAAAUGGUCUUAGAAAAUGUUCACCAGAUUUCAGAGUGACACAGAAAUACCCCUUAGUUAAAGAGCCUCAGUGGAAAUAUUCUGAUGUGCCUGACAGCAUUAGCACAGUAGGAACAUAUGAUAAUAGUUCAAAGGGUUCAUCUGGGGAUUCAUUUUCGGGAAAAGAGGACUUAGGCAGAAAGAGAACAACUAUGCUGAAGAUUGCAACAGCCCCAAAGGCUGCAAAUGGUGGUCAGAAUACCUCUCCAAAUAUCCCUGGGAAAAGAGGGAGGCCACGGAAAUUGAAACUCUCUAAGGCAGGACGACCACCUAAAAAUACUGGCAAGUCUUUAACUUCUACAAAGAAUACCCCUGUGGGCCCUGGGAGUACCUUUCCAGAUGUGAAGCCUGAUCUAGAAGAUGUGGAUGGUGUUCUGUUUGUUUCCUUUGAAUCGAAGGAAGCUCUAGACAUUCAUGCAGUUGAUGGGCCAACAGAAGAACCCUCUAGUCUUCAGGCAUCAACCACAGAUGAUUCAGCAGGUUGCAGAGCAAGAAUUUUCCAGCUGGAAAAGGAAUUGAUAGAAGAUUUGAAGUCCUUGCGUCACAAGCAGGUGAUACAUCCUGGUCUUCAAGAAGUGGGCUUAAAAUUGAACUCAGUGGAUCCAACGGUGAGCAUUGAUCUUAAGUACUUGGGAGUACAGCUACCUUUGGCUCCAGCUACUAGCUUUCCUUUCUGGAACCUUACGGGAACCAACCCUGCCUCUCCUGAUGCUGGCUUUCCCUUUGUUUCUAGGACAGGGAAGACCAAUGAUUUCACCAAAAUCAAGGGGUGGAGGGGAAAGUUUCAGAGUGCUUCUGCAUCUAGGAAUGAAGGAGGCAAUUCCGAAGGUUCACUGAAGAACCGUUCUGCUUUCUGUAGUGACAAGCUGGAUGAAUACUUGGAAAAUGAAGGCAAGCUGAUGGAGACAAGCAUGGGCUUCUCUUCCAGUGCUCCCACGUCUCCUGUGGUAUACCAGCUUCCCACCAAGAGUACCAGCUACGUGCGAACACUUGAUAGUGUACUAAAGAAGCAAUCUGCUGUUUCCCCUUCUACCUCUUACUCUUUGAAGCCUCAUUCUGUACCCCCUCCCUCUCGAAAGGUGAAGUCUCAAAACAAACCGGCAAAUUUCAGUGGCCGAAUGAAGUCAUCUUAUAAAUCCAUCUUACCAUAUCCCCUUUCACCAAAGCAGAAACACUCUCAUAUGAUUCCAGCAGAUAGGGUUACCAAGAAUUCUUCAAGCACCACCUCAGAAAACCAGGUGAAUAACUUCGUCGUGACAACUUCAGAGGAAAAUGUUUUCCCAAAACAGAUUAGUCUGCGGCAGGCACACCAGCAGCAACACCAACAGCUUCAGGGGACUCGCCCUCCAGGCUUGUCUAAAUCUCAGGUGAAGCUAAUGGACUUGGAGGACUGUGCACUUUGGGAAGGAAAACCAAGGACCUAUAUCACUGAAGAGCGAGCAGACGUAUCCUUAACAACUCUGCUUACUGCUCAAGCAUCUCUCAAAACUAAACCUAUCCACACAAUCAUAAGGAAACGAGCUCCCCCAUGCAACAACGAUUUCUGUCGGCUGGGCUGUGUAUGUUCCAGUCUAGCUUUGGAGAAGCGCCAGCCUGCUCACUGCCGCCGACCAGACUGCAUGUUUGGCUGCACUUGUUUGAAAAGAAAAGUUGUACUUGUUAAAGGGGGAUCCAAAACUAAGCAUUUCCAGAGGAAGGCUGCUCAUCGUGAUCUAGCAUUUUAUGAUACUCUGGGAGAAGAGCCAAAGGAAGAAGGAGAGGAGGGAGUCAGGGAAGAGGAAGAACUAUUGAAAGAGAAGAAGAAGAGAAAGAAGCUAGAAUACACUAUAUGUGAAACAGAGCCUGAACAGCCCAUUCGGCAUUACCCGUUGUGGGUGAAAGUAGAAGGUGAAGUGGAUCCAGAGCCCGUUUAUAUUCCAACUCCCUCUGUCAUUGAGCCUAUAAAACCAUUGUUGUUGCAUCAGCCAGAAGUUUUGUCUACUACUAUGAAGGGCAAACUGCUCACUGGAAUUAAAUCUACAAGGCCAUAUACUCCCAAACCCAAUCCUGUGAUUCGGGAAGAGGACAAAGAUCCAGUCUACUUGUACUUUGAGAGUAUGAUGACUUGUGCCCGAGUUCGAGUGUAUGAACGAAAAAAAGAGGAACGGAGACAACCAUCCCCAACCCUAUCCCCACCCCCAUCAUUUCAGCAGCAGAGCUCAUGCCGUUCUAGUCCUGAGAACUAUAGUGCAAAGGAACCUGAUUGUGAGCAGCAGCCCUUGAAACAAGUCACCGGCGACCUGGAGAAUGAUUCUGAUAAAUCACAAGAAAAGAGCUGGAAGUCGUCCUGCAAUGAGGGGGAGUCCUCUUCUACCUCCUACAUGCAUCAGAAGUCACCUGGCGGUCCCACCAAACUGAUAGAGAUCAUCUCGGACUGCAACUGGGAGGAGGAUCGCAACAAGAUUUUGAGCAUCUUAUCCCAGCACAUCAAUAGCAGCAUGCCACAAUCACUUAAGGUGGGCAGCUUCAUCAUUGAGUUGGCUUCUCAGCGAAAGAGCCGGGGUGAGAAGAACCCUCCUGUUUAUUCUUCUCGUGUGAAAAUCUCUAUGCCAUCAUGUCAAGACCAAGAUGAUAUGGCUGAGAAAUCUGAAUCAGAGACUCCUGAUGGUCCAUUAUCCCUUGGGAAAAUGGAUGAUCUCACUUCUAUGCAGACAGAUGCCCUGGAUUCAGUGAGGGAAAGAUUGCAUGGAGGCAAAGGUCUGCCUUUUUAUGCAGGGCUUUCUCCUGCAGGGAAGCUUGUGGCCUAUAAACGUAAACCCAGUUCAAGCACAUCUGGGCUUAUCCAGGUUAAUGGUAAGAGUUACCCGCAGGCUAAGUUGCUAUUGGGACAGAUGGGGGCAUUGCAUCCAGCCAAUAGGCUAGCUGCUUAUAUCACAGGCAGGUUGCGACCCUCAGUCCUGGACCUCUCAACCCUCAGUACUGUCAUCUCCAAGGUAGCAUCCAAUGCCAACGUGGCUGCAUCCAGGAAACCACGCACCCUGUUGCCUUCAACAUCCAAUUCCAAAACGACAUCCUCCUCCAGCACUACAUCAAAUCGCCCUGGGAAGAAUCCGAAGGCGUUUGUCCCGGCAAAAAGGCCGAUUGCGGCUCGACCCUCUCCUGGUGGUGUGUUCACACAGUUUGUGAUGAGUAAAGUUGGAGCCCUACAGCAGAAGAUACCUGGAGUUAGCACACCCCAACCCCUGACAGGGCCACAGAAGUUCAGUAUCAGACCUUCUCCAGUAAUGGUCGUCACACCUGUGGUUUCUUCUGAGCCAGUUCAGGUGUGCAGCCCUGUGACUGCUGCUGUCACUACUACCACCCCUCAAGUGUUUUUAGAAAACAUUACUUCCGUGACACCUAUGACUGCUAUUUCUGACAUGGGAGCUAAAGAAACUACUUAUUCUUCUGGUGCCACCACUGCAGGGGCUGUUGAGGUCUCUGAAACUAAUACCAGCAUCCCUAUAACACCUACCCAGUCUACAGCCACUGUGAACCUUACCAAAACUACUGGGAUAACUCCCCCUGUGGCUUCAAUUGCUUUUCCUAAGUCUUUGGUAGCAUCUCCUCCAACCAUAACUCUUCCUGUUGCUUCCACUGCCUCCACCUCCAUAGUCGUGGUGACCACAGCUGCAUCUUCCUCCAUGGUGACCACACCAACUUCAUCUCUGGGCUCUGUUCCUAUUAUACUCUCGGGAAUUAAUGGGAGUCCACCAGUGAGCCAGAGACCAGAAAAUGCCCCUCAGAUUCCAGUGGCUACUCCACAGGUCCCUCCUAACACACUGAAACGUACUGGACCUCGAUUAUUGUUGAUUCCAGUGCAGCAGGGCUCUCCUACUCUUAGACCUGUCCCAAACACACAACUUCAGGGACAGCGGAUGGUCUUGCAGCCUGUCAGGAGCCCAAGUGGAAUGAACCUGUUCAGGCACCCUAAUGGGCAGAUUGUCCAGCUUCUCCCUUUGCAUCAGCUUCGAGGCUCUAAUACUCAGCCAAACUUGCAGCCUGUCAUGUUUCGGAACCCAGGGUCUGUGAUGGGAAUCCGGCUACCUGCCCCUUCCAAACCUGAGAUGCCACCAUCUUCUGCUUCGUCCUCUGCUUUCUCUGUUGUGAACCCUGUGAUUCAGGCUGUUGGGUCUUCUCCAGCAGUGAAUGUUAUCACUCAGGCACCAUCAUUGCUUUCCUCUGGAUCUAGUUUUGUUUCCCAGGCUGGUACUUUGACUCUGAGGAUUUCUCCUCCUGAACCACAGAACUUUGCAAGUAAAACAGGCUCUGAAACCAAAAUAACCUGUAGCUCAGGAGGGCAGCCUGUUGGCACAGCUAGUCUUGUUCCUCUCCAGUCUGGCAGUUUUGCGUUAUUGCAGCUCCCAGGACAAAAGCCCGUUCCCAGCUCCAUUCUUCAACAUGUCGCUUCCCUGCAGAUGAAGAGAGAAUCCCACAGUGCAGAUCAGAAAAAUGAAACAAGCUCUUUAAGAGAGCAGGAAACUAAGAAGGCUGUGCAGUCAGAAGAAGACGCUGUAGACCCUGAGGCUAAUGUAAUAAGCCCAAACUCAGGAGCUACUGCCUCAGAAGAAACCCUGAAUAAUCCCUUGAAAGAUGGGGGUGAUCAUUUUGAUGAAGAAUCUGUUACAGAAGAAGAUUCUACAAGUGCCAUACCUUCUGAGCGCUCCUGUAUCACUGGGUCACACCCAGAUAAAGACUACAAAGAUGUCAGUGAAGAGGGUGGGCCUCGGCGUCACAACAGUUCCAAAGAAAAACAGGCUAUUCUAGAAGUUAAGACCAUUUCUGAAAAAGCUGGUAAUACGACAGUCCAAAGUGAAAGCAAUGUACAGCUUAAAAACAUUGGUGGUGUGAAGGUGGAACAGCAGACCGUAUUAGACAGUCCAGAGGAAAAACCAAGUGAAUUUCUAAUCAUCUCUAAGGAAGAAAGUAAACUUGAAUUACCAGGGAGCAGCACUGGGGAGAAGCAGUUUAAUCCACAGCCAGAGGCCAAGGAGAAGGGAUGUGGCAACUCUGUGGAGGACAGUAUUAGAGAGAGAUGGAGAAAACACCUGAAGGGCCCUUUGACCCCGAAGUGUGUUGGAACUCCUCAGGAAUGUAAGAAAGAGGCAGAUGACCAGUUAAUUAAAGAAACAAAGACGUGUCAGGAGAACUCAAACGUGUUUCAACAAGAACAAGGCAUCUCUGAUUUACUUGGGAAAAGUGGAACUACUGAGGAUUCCAGAGUUUUAAAAACUGAAUGUGAUUCUUGGAUUAGGAUUUCUAAUCCUACAGCCUUUUCCAUAGUUCCGAGGAGAGCUACCAAAGGCAGUAGAGGGGAUGGACAUUUUCAGGGUCACUUAUUGCUACCAGGAGAACACAUACAACCAAAGCAAGAGAAGAAGGGUGGGAGAAGCAGUACUGACUUCACUAUUGUGGACUUGGAAGAGGAGGAUGAGGAAGAUGAGAAUGAGAAAACCGAUGAUUCUAUUGAUGAGAUUGUGGAUGUGGUUUCUGACUACCAGAGUGAGGAGGUUGAUGAUGUAGAAAAGGUGAAUCAUUGUGUAGACUACCUUGAGGAUGACGAAGAGCAAGUGGACAUUGAGACUGUGGAAGAGCUCUCAGAGGAAAUGAUUGGCUACAUGAAGCCCACAGCUGCCCAUAUGCUGUCUUCUAAACAGCCGUGUCAUACCCAUGUCUCUGCAGAUGAAAAAGGUGCUGAAAGGAGCCGAAAGGUCCCACCAGUUCCUCUGAAACUGAAGUCUGAUUACUGGAGCAAUAAACUACAGAAAGAAGCAGAAGCUUUCGCUUACUACCGCCGGACGCACACUGCCAACGAGCGGAGGCGGCGUGGCGAGAUGAGGGAUCUCUUUGAGAAACUGAAGGUCACGCUGGGAUUACUUCAUUCUUCCAAGGUUUCCAAAAGUCUCAUUCUCACACGGGCAUUCAGCGAAAUUCAGGGACUAACAGAUCAGGCAGACAAGUUGAUAGGACAGAAAAACCUGCUGACUCGAAAACGGAAUAUCUUGAUACGGAAAGUAUCAUCUCUUUCAGGUAAGACAGAAGAAGUAGUCCUGAAGAAGCUAGAGUAUAUAUAUGCCAAACAACAAGCACUAGAGGCACAAAGAAGAAAAAAGAAGAUGGGAUCAGAUGAGCUCAAUGCGUCUCACAGGACUAACAGACACCAGGAAGGGUCUUCGCCGUCACCUGUAAAUCUCGGACAGAUGUUUAUCAAUAACAGGAGGGCAAAGCCUUUGAUUCUUGCCAGAAAAAGAGACCAAGCCACAGAAAAUACCUCGCCCUCUAACACUCCACGCACCUCUGCCAACCUCGUGAUGACUCCGCAAGGGCAAUUGCUCACCUUAAAAGGUCCCUUAUUCUCAGGACCAGUGGUAACUAUUUCUCCCGCUGUCUUAGAAGCCGAUGUGAAGCCUCAAGCUGCCAGCAGUGCUGUGGCUCAGCCAGAAAACGAUGACUUAUUUAUGAUGCCAAGAAUCGUUAAUGUGACAUCAUUGGCCACAGAGGAAGGGUUGGUAGAUAUGAGUGACAGCAAAUAUCCUCAUGAAGUUCCUGACAGCAAGCCACCUGACCACCUGAAAGACACCAUCAGAAAUGAAGAUAGCUCUGUUGACGAUUCAGGUAGAAUCUCUUCUAGAGGCAGCCACAGAGACGGCAGAAUGGCGCUGAGUCCAACACAGGUUUUUCUGGCAAAUAAAGAUUCUGGUUUUCCACAAAUAAUUGAUGUUUCCAGUGUUCAGGAAGCACAGGAGCUCUUACCUAAGAAGGUUUCUGGUGAUACAAGAGGGAUUCAGCAUAAAUGGAAAGAGAAUGAAUCAAGAGGAGGGAGACUGAAGCCAAGAGAGUCUCCGUUGCAUAAACUAAAGAUGAAAGAUCUCAAGGACUCAAGCGUAGAGAUGGAAUUGAGAAAGGUAGCAUCUGCUAUAGAGGAAGCUGCCCUGGAUCCCAGCGAACUGCUCACUAACAUGGAAGACGAGGAUGACACUGACGAGACACUGACCUCCCUGCUCAAUGAGAUUGCCUUUCUUAAUCAGCAGCUAAAUGAUGACUCUGUUGGCUUGGCUGAACUGCCCAGCCCUGUGGGUGCAGAGUUCCCAGGGGAUGCUCGACGGGCUUUUAUCAGUAAGCUUCCUCCUGGGAACAGAGGAACUUUCCAGGUUGACCACUUGGGAACUGGUUUGAAAGAGUUGCCUGAUGUGCAAGGAGGGAGUGACCCCAUCAGUCCACUCCUCUUGCACUUGGAAGAGGAUGAUCUUUCUGAGAAUGAAAAACAGCUCACAGAACCAGCCUCUGAGGCAGAUGUACUUAAGAUUGUUAUUGACCCUGAGGUAAAGGAUUCCGUCCUUUCCCACAGGAAAGCCAGUGAUGGAAGUAAGAAUACAUCUAGCCUCCCUGCAGAGCCUGAAUGCGUGUCCUCACCGCCCCUUCUACACAUGAAGACUGGCCUGGAGAACAGCAGCACAGAUACUUUGUGGAGGCCUAUGCCAAAGUUGGCACCUCUAGGCUUAAAAGUAGCUAACCCUUCCAGUGAUGCAGAUGGUCAGAGUCUCAAGGUGAUGCCUUGUUUGGCACCUGUAGCUGCCAAAAUUGGGUCAGUUGGACACAAAACAAACUUAACAGGGAAUGACCAGGAAGGCCGGGAGAGCAAGGUGAUGCCCACACUGGCACCUAUCGUGGCUAAAUUAGGCAACUCUGGAGCCUCACCAAGUUCUGCAGGGAAAUGACCUUACUUGUCCUCAGGCAAAAGCCAGGCUACGAGAGGAAAUCGAAUCUCACCUCCUUUCUCUGCAGGCAUCUGUUUGUCAUGGAACAGCGAUCCUUGACUUGCAGGAUGCAGUGGAUAAUGAUGGAGAAAGGGGUAGGGUGCUGAUCCCGGUGUAAGAAAUUACUGCUAUGAAAUUCUGAUCAUGUUAAAAUGUGUUACCUCACUUGUGGUGCUGGGUCCCCUCAUCCUCUCUAAGAAGAUGUGAUCCAUUACUGAACACGAGGUGCCCCUCUUACCCAAGGAAUUGAAAAAAAGACUCCCAGUCCAUACAGUGGUCCCUAGUUCUUCCCUCCUGGAGAAGAAGCUGCUUGAGACUUUGAAGUUGCUGUGGACUGAACUGUAGCUGGUAGCUGUAGGGCUGUUUAAAUCUGCAAUCCAAGGAAUGUGAUGUGCUUGUGCAAAGGAGUCCAGAAGAGAGAGUUUUUUGGUUGGUGUUUCAAGCAUAGGGAGAGAGGAAGUAUGGGUACCAUGGAAUACCAAAGUGAAGGACUUGAUCAUUCAGCAAAACUACUUCUUUUUUUUAUCCCAAGUAGCUUCCCUUCUCUAUUUCAAUCAGAAUUAUAAAUGAAAAUCUUCUGGUAAAAUAGGGAUGCUUUUAUCAUUAAGCUAUUUUGAAAUGUUUUAAAAAAAGAUAGCAAUUCUCCCUCAAUCUCAAAACUCACAAGGAUUUUGAAAAGACUGUUUCACAGUGUCAGGAAUUUCUACUUGGAAUGUUUAUUUUGGAGGUAGGCAUAGUGGGAGUCCUCCCCCUUUGCAAAUCACAUCACUUAAGACGGCUAAAAUGAAAGCAUCGUCCUCUCCCCCAGACUAGAGACAGUGGCCAAAAUAAAAAAUCGUGGGGCUGGAUAUUUCCUAAGUCAAACCAGCCUCCUGGUGCUUGAAGGUUUCACUCACUAUUAUCUGCACAGGAUGUAAAGAAAAGUCACAGUAGGCACUCUUUACCAGGGAAAAUAAGGCAGUAUUUGAAUCACAAGAUAUAUUUUUUAUUACCUGCUAUACCAUGGAUUCAGUGAUCUGUAGAGCCUUUUCACCCAUUAGCUGUCAGAGUAUGAAGGACUGACAGCCUGUAAAGAUAUUUAUAUUUUUGUAUAGUUGUUUUCAUAGAUUUCUCAAAGGCUGAGUUUUCAACCUAGAAGAUGAGAUUUGUAUUGAGUAUAGAAAUGAUGUUUCCUAUCUAGUUUGUAAAUAAUCAUGGUGCACUUGAGGGGUCUCUUGGAAACUCCUGGGGGCAAGAAUCACUAUUCUGAAAAUGUAUAGACUGGGAUUUAGCUGCUGCAUUUUGCCUUUCUUAAAUAAUUAUAUUUUGGAAUGUAACCCCUGUUCUGUCUUCAUUGACAGGAUUUGCUUGUGUUGUGAAACACGUAACACAAGAGCUUCCAGUGCCUGGGCUGUGCCUAGGUGAUGCUGUUUUCUUCUACAUCCCCUGCCUUCUGUAUCCCAAAUCACUCAGCAUAUCUCCAGACCUAGGGUGUGUGAGACCAGCUUUGGAAUGGUUUCUAGCCAGUGGUUUAUUACACUUCCAUGGUUGCUUCCCUUUCUCUUAACUUGGUGUGAUGAACAGAUUGAAAAGGAUGAGGAAACUGCUUUCCCUGCAGAUUGUGGUGGGAGCAGAUUCUUUGCUGGUUUGUGCUACUCGCCUUCCUAGAGCUGCUCUAAAGGCUACAGAAGCAGUUUGCAGUAGGUGAUGUGUGCCCCUCAGCUUCUUGUUAUCCCCCCACUUCUCUUUACCCAGCAGAUUGCAUUCAAUGCCUUAGCCACGGAUUCCAGCUCUUUUCAUCCCUGCUAAUAGUUGUCCUUGGAGAUGCUAGUACUUUAAUCCAGGUAGAGCAGUUUCCCAUUAUAUCCUUGCUUGUCUCGCCUCCAUGUUUCCUUCUGACUUCCCAAGGUGCUUGUGGCUUUUGAAGGUCAGCCAAGGAUUAGGCAAGUGAGCAAACAAUCCUCAGGAAAAGAAGGACCGUUUUAGUUUCUGAACACUGUUCCCUUUUCAGAAGAAAAUUCUAUUCUUGACUGGAGGAUAUUUGGCUGUUUAUGAUACACUAGGAUGGAAAUGAGAGAUGAUUCCGGGUGUUCAGGGAAGGCUGCAGAUGUUAUUACAAACCCCCAAGAUAGGGUGUUCUCAAGACCAUUUAGAACUAGGAGUCCUCAGGGCGGGUUUGAGGAAGGCUCAGUCUUUAGAACAGUCCUGCAGUCUCAACAGAAAUCUAAAAUCUCCAAAAACUCCUACCCUUUAACCUUACCCCAGGAAGAACUGGUCUCUGAAAAUUCCAUGUGUGAUGAUGAAACACGUAGUUGAGUGAGGACGGGAGGAAUUGGGAGGUCAGUGGGCUCUUGCCCUAGCGCUACAAGAAGCAUGGUCUCAGGAGACCAGUCAUUCACCUUUUAUACAUCUGUAAAUAAAUGGAAUGUUUUUAAGAAUAUAAUUGUCAGAUUUAGCUUUUUCUUUUAUAUAUUAAAUAUAUAUCUUUUCUUUUCUGCUUUUGAAAAAUGACUAUUUUUUUAGAAACCUAAGAACAGAAGAAGAAAUUGGGCGACUGAAAGGUAGAAUGUAUAAACCUGAAAUAAAUCAAUUUCAGUAAUUCAAGCAGGAUUUGGUGUUGGGAGCUUUGUUCUGGCUGGAGUAGAGGUGCCACUACAGUAGUUGCAGCUUAGGAAUUCUUUCCUGUCCUCAGAAAGUUUCUGACAAGUCAUUUGGGGAUAUUUGGGGUGUUUGUAAUCUGUGUAGCAUAUUUUCCAUGGAGAUGUCAAAAUUUUGUACAUCCUGAUGGCAGAUAACUUGUCUUAAGAAGUGUUCUACAGUGAUGAAAGGUUAGCCUCAUAGGACCAAUGUGUGCAAGGCAGUAUACCUGUUACCUGGGUAAUAACUAACGGGUCAUAAACCACAAUCUUAGUGGCUGAGGGCGAUAGCUUUUCUUAAAGCAGGACGUUUGUUAACUAGCAUCAUAAUUUACAAAAAGUUUUAUUAAAGGAGUUCUUUAAACAUGAGCUGCGCUCAUCUACUUAAGGUCACUAACACCAAAUCCAGUUAUCUAAACUUCAUACAAGUUGUUCAUUUUGUAAUUUUAUAUUAAAUGCAGUAGUUUUAUUCCCCAGGAUUAUGGAUGAAAUAGCUGAUGCUAAUAAUCCUUUCUAUACCCAAAUUCAGAAUGAUUUGAACACAGAAGAAAAGCAAACAACGCAUGUAUUUUGGGAGCAGGGGCUUUAUAGUUAUAGGUAAAUUUUCUAACUAUAAUGGUUGAGAUAUUUGAAAUGGAACAAGGUGAAUUGCGAGAUAAGUGCACUUUGAAGACAGAUCUGAAAAAGUAGUGAUAAUGUUUGCCCCUCACUCCCAGAAGUUAAACAAAAACGACGAUGACAACAGAAACCAAUGCACAGUGUAGGUAGCAUGUUUUUAGGUACUGUUACAGAGAAUGACUGAUAACUAAGAAUCAGAAUACAUUUCUUGCACAAAAUUGUUUUGUAAGGGCAUCAAUACUUACAUGUCGUUGUAUUAUCUCUAAUGGAACUUUACAUGGACACGAAUGGCUGGAGGCAGAGAAAUUUUAGUCACUGCCAUAUGGAGAAAAAAAUCAGUCAAAUAAAACUAGAUUUUUUAAAUUAUGUUAGAGGAAAUAAUUGGGUAUAUGCAACUUUUAAACUGAGGUGUAAGUGUGGCGUAUGAAAUAUUAGUGAAUUACCACUCUACAAAGGCCUGGAAGUGUUGAGUAAUGACGGAGGUGUGUAUGGAGAAAGAAGGCUAAACCAUAGGGUGAGUUGGGAAUUUUGAGACUCAAACCUAAGCUCUACAAAUUCUUUUUAUUAUUGUAAACUCUGUUGUUAGAAGAAAUUUUGUUAAGUAGGAAAGCAGUCUUGGAAGCGUUGUUUUGAGAUGCAUCCUGUUUCCACCUGCAAAUGUUGGUCUCAGCUGUCCCACAGUGCCUUGCAUGUAAGGUGCUCAAUAAACAUUUGUAUUGAUGAGCAAAUGUUCAGCCUCUCGGUUUUCCAGGGUCUUCUGGUUACACUUCAUUUGUAUGUUAAUCCUAGGGUGAAUUUUAAAAUCUUAUCUAAUGAGCAUACUGCUAAGCAGACAUCUGUAUACAUCUAUUCCUAGACAUCUAGAAUUUUAGAAACUGGAAAACACCAUGUAUACAUGUUUAGGACAUAGAAACAGAAUAGGAAGUGAAAUGGUGUAUGGAUGGUGAAAUACUUACGAAAGAAUCAACUGCACUUUGGAGGAUGGGAUGGCAAGAACUUAAUCCAGUGUAGAAAAGGAAACAACGCUUCUGUUCACACUGGACUUAUGUUAUUUUCUGAGGAAUUAAUUCAUGAAAUAUGAGAACAACCCAGCAUCUAAAAUAGGCACCUCAAAGGCUGCAUGGUACAUAGACAGUAAAGGUUGGACUGAAUUGUGAAGAGUAAAAAGCGGUUUUAGCACUUAAAUGCAAGUAUUCAGAUUCCAGACUUAAAUUCCCUCAUUACAUUGUUGUCAGUUGUAUUUCACUUAGAUCCUCUUAGACAAGGAAAGCAAGAGCUUCGAUUUGCCUCUGCAGCUUCAGCUUCAGUUGAGGGUAAUUUGGGAAACAUUUUCUCAAAGGGUGUAAACCAGGGUAUCUUUAACAGGAAAUGAUCGGUGACACUUCAUAAACCGUUUACAUGGCCUUGAGUAGUUAGGUAAAUGAGAAAACCACUUAGUGGGCAUAAAAGUGAUUGGAGAGGAUUAGAUAACUCCUGUGAACACAUUUUUUUUUUUCCUUUUUUGAAUUCUUAACGGGUGAAGUGGCAGUUACUGAGUUCUGCAGCAUACAAGUAAAGACACCAGGUGGCACCAUUAGCAGAUUUCUCUUGGCUUUCCCAUGAGGUAAAAAUCAGACCUACAAGGAGCUGAAGGAACCCACUCCCUAUUUUUAUACUGCUGUAGCUAAUGGCUUUUUUUUUUGACCUUUCUCCAGGUGUGAGAAGUAAUUUUGGAAACUCCAUUUUAUAUUCUGUAACAUCUGCAGUGCACGGUUGAAGGGAAAGAAGCCUCGUGCCUGUGGCAGCUUUGCCAUUUGGUCUUCUAGGAGGCGAGAUUUCUGAUCUCUGUAUCAACCUUUCAGCUUUACUUGUAUUUAGCACAGG